This is a messenger RNA of Maylandia zebra (zebra mbuna), 1086 nucleotides long. RefSeq names its product C3a anaphylatoxin chemotactic receptor-like. Gene Ontology annotation, cellular component: plasma membrane. Gene Ontology annotation, molecular function: complement receptor activity; G protein-coupled receptor activity. Lineage: Eukaryota; Metazoa; Chordata; Actinopteri; Cichliformes; Cichlidae. Gene Ontology annotation, biological process: positive regulation of cytosolic calcium ion concentration; inflammatory response; phospholipase C-activating G protein-coupled receptor signaling pathway. The record is from RefSeq and is a predicted model, not a curated record.
AUGGGGAAUGGUAACAUCAGUUCAGCUGCAUAUCAAUCCUCUGGGCUGGAAGCAGCUUCCAGACACAUACAAACAGCCUCUAUUGUCAUCUACUGUGUGAUAUUUAUAGUUGGCACUCUGGGCAAUGGUUUGGUUAUCUACGUGACAGGCUUCAAAAUGCAGAAAACAGUGGAGACAGUUUGGUUUCUCAACCUGGCCAUAGCUGACUUUCUCUUCACAGCCUUCCUGAUUUUCUCAAUCAUUUCUCUCUCUCAGAGUCACCAGUGGCCUUUUGGACAAUUCAUGUGCAAGCUCAACACCUUUGUGAGUGUAGUCAACAUGUUUGCCAGUAUCUUUACUCUGAUGGUGAUGAGUUUGGAUCGUUAUUUGUCCAUCUGGAUGGUGGUGUGGGCCCACAACAAGCGCACAGUCUGCAAAGCUCAGCUCAUAUGUGUUGGUAUCUGGGUGAUUGCUGCGGUCUGCAGCACUCCUUAUGCCACUUUUCGCACUGUUUCAGAAAGCAAUGGGAGUCAUUAUUGUCACUAUAAUUUUACAAGCAAGGAAUCAACAUGGAGUCUAUAUACUUUUCGCUUUCUUAUGGGCUUUGUGAUUCCAUUCCUGGUAAUACUUGUGACUUAUGUAGCCAUAGGCAUCCGUGCAAUGCGCAUGCCGAGAACAAGGCGACAGAGAUCCUGUCGAAUCAUUUUCGCCAUCAUUUUUACAUUCUUCAUCUGCUGGUUACCCUUCCACGUUUUCAACUUCAUAGAACCAGCUUCAACUAACCCAGAUCUCAGGAACAUUGUUAGAAUCAUAGGUCCUCUGACUGUGAGUCUGGCUUUUCUGAACAGCUGCCUGAACCCCAUCCUCUAUGUUUUCAUGUGUGAAGAAUUCACGAAGAAGCUUCGGCAGUCCAUAUGUUUUGUACUUGAGAGUGCUCUGGCAGAGGACCACAUAUCAUUUAUGUCCACUCACUCCAUGUCAUUAACUUUGUUAAAGACUUUCCAAAAGUCAGACGCUGCAGCAACUUCAAAUAGGACGGACACGGCUGAUUUGAAAUCCUUCACAGAAAGCAAAGUGAUCACAGAGGAGACACCGAACACUGAAUAA